Molecule: messenger RNA, 1170 nt
Organism: Balearica regulorum gibbericeps (East African grey crowned-crane)
Lineage: Eukaryota; Metazoa; Chordata; Aves; Gruiformes; Gruidae
Source: RefSeq, a predicted model, not a curated record
AUGCAACCAAAUUGCAGUCAUCUCCACAACAUCCAAGGGAGCAGUGAUGACUCUUCAUCUUCUCAGAGUGCCCACGCAGUGAGGUUGUCAGGAGAGAGCUCGUGCCACCAUAGUGGAGAUGUUCGCAUACAGCUAAACUCUGCUGUGGGAGAAGCCAGAGAAAACACGAGUUCCCAGCAUUCGAGACCAGGUUCCCAAAGUCGCUCACACGGACAUGCCCACAGCGAAGCAGGGGGGCUCAACGAUUCCACUCCAGACUCAGAGGAACACAGCAGCAGCUCCCUCUCAGAGCUCAGAUACCUCCUCCAGUGGCUGCACAAAAGUCUGCCGUAUAUCUUGAUUCUGUGUGUCAAAUUGAUCAUGCAGCAUAUAAUUGGCAUUUCUCUUGGAAUUGGGCUGCUAACAACUUAUAUGUAUGCAAACAAAAGCAUAGUAAAUCAGGUUUUUCUAAGAGAACGGUGCUCCAAGUUGCAAUGUACUUGGUUACUAGUAUACCUAUCUGGAUCAUCUCUCCUCUUGUACUACACCUUUCGUUCUCAGUCACUGUAUUAUAGCUUAAUCUUUUUAAACCCUACUGUGGAUUUUAUGAACUUCUGGGAGGUACUUUGGAUUGUGGGAGUCACAGACUUUAUUUUGAAAUUCCUCUUCAUGGGCUUCAAGUGCUUUGUUCUCUUGGUGCCUUCUUUUAUGAUGUCCUUUAAAUCCAAGGGCUACUGGUACAUGCUGUUAGAAGAACUCUGCCAGUAUUACCGUAUGUUUGUCCCCAUACCAGUUUGGUUCCGUUAUCUUAUUGGCUAUGGGGAGCUGGACAGUGUCCUAGGAUGGACCCUUGGGAUAUUGCUGGGCCUUCUCUACCUCAUCCUAAAACUUUUGAGCUUUUUUGGACAAUUGAGAAGCUUCAGGCAGGUCUUACGGAUAUUUUGUACGCGACCACACUACGGGGUGACAGCUAGCAAGAGACAGUGUUCCGAAUCAGAUGAUAUUUGUUCAAUCUGCCAAGCUGAAUUUCAGAAGCCUAUUCUGCUUAUCUGUCAGCACACAUUUUGUGAAGAAUGCAUCUCUUUAUGGUUUAAUAGAGAAAAAACGUGUCCACUCUGCAGAACUGUUAUUUCAGACCAUGUUAACAAGUGGAAGGAUGGAGCUACAUCUAUGCAUCUACAGAUUUUCUAA